Molecule: messenger RNA, 3840 nt
Organism: Cotesia congregata
Lineage: Eukaryota; Metazoa; Arthropoda; Insecta; Hymenoptera; Braconidae
Source: the annotation of a GenBank genome assembly
AUGAUGCCCCGACGUGGUGGCAAGAGGAUCCGGAUGGAUGAUCCGGUGCCUCCUGAGUAUCAAGAACCGAUGACACCAAUGAACCCAAUGACACCAAUGAUAGAUAACAUCGGUGGAGAUAAUCAAGAUAAUUUUGUGGGGUACUCUGCAUAUAAUCAGGCACCACAGACACCUUCACACACACCGAGGUCAGAGAAUUAUUCUUCAGAAAGUUACAGUUCUCCUAACACCUCUCACCUUCAGUAUCAAGAACAACAACCAAACAAUGACGCUGCUCAAUUUGAACAACCCUUGACACCGGCUGCGUCCAACAUGAGGAUUACUAGAAACACCCGAGCAAGAAUGCGAGGAGGUACUGUUAAUCAGCCUAAAUAUCGUGAAGUAGAUACUGAUUAUGUUCCAACACAACCACUUCGAGGACGAGGUGGUGGUACAAGAGGUCGUGCAAAGCGGAUUCCAAAUACUUCAAACACUGAGGAUGAAGCUAGUCUUUAUUAUAUAAUUAAAAAUAAUCGCUCGACACUUACUAAUAUUGUCGAUGAUUGGAUUGAAAAAUACAAGAUGACUCGUGACAGUGCACUUCUUAUGUUGAUGCAAUUUUUUAUAAACGCCAGCGGAUGUAAAGGACGGAUUACAUCAGAUAUGCAAGCUAACAUGGAACACGUGGCUAUUAUCCGUAAAAUGACAGAAGAAUUCGAUGAAGAAAGCGGAGAAUAUCCUUUGAUAAUGACAGGACAGCCUUGGAAAAAAUUUCGGGCUAACUUUUGCGAAUUCGUUCAAAUUCUUGUACGUCAAUGUCAGUAUUCGAUAAUUUAUGAUCAAUUUUUAAUGGAUAAUGUCAUAUCUUUAUUAACUGGUUUGUCAGAUUCACAAGUACGAGCUUUUCGUCAUACUGCUACUUUAGCAGCUAUGAAAUUAAUGACAGCACUUGUUGACGUUGCUCUAACUGUUUCUGUCAAUCUUGAUAACACUCAACGUCAAUACGAAGCUGAAAGACAAAAAACUAAAGAGCGUAGAGCUAAUGAUCGUUUAGAAUCGCUUAUGUCUAAAAGAAAAGAACUUGAAGAGAAUAUGGAUGAAAUAAAAAAUAUGCUUACUUAUAUGUUUAAAUCUGUUUUUGUACAUAGAUAUCGAGAUACAUUACCGGAAAUUCGUGCGAUUUGUAUGGCAGAAAUCGGAGUAUGGAUGAAAAAAUUUCAUCAAAAUUUUUUGGAUGAUUCUUACUUAAAAUACAUUGGCUGGACAUUACAUGACAAAGUCGGAGAAGUUAGAUUAAAAUGUUUACAAGCUUUACAGCCACUUUACGCUUCGGAGGAGCUCAAAGCAAAACUUGAAUUGUUUACAAGUAAAUUCAAAGAUCGAAUUGUCGCAAUGACUCUUGACAAAGAGUACGAUGUCGCAGUUCAAGCUGUUAAACUUGUGAUAUCUAUUUUAAAGCACCACCGUGAAAUUUUAUCUGACAAAGAUUGUGAGCACGUUUAUGAGCUUGUAUAUUCAUCUCACCGAGCGGUAGCUCAAGCUGCUGGUGAAUUUUUAAACGAGCGAUUAUUCACUCAAGACGAAGAAGCAGUAGCUGGUGUAAAAACCAAGAGAGGCAAGAAGAGACUUCCCAACACUCCACUUAUUCGCGAUUUAGUUUUAUUUUUCAUCGAAUCUGAGUUGCAUGAGCACGGUGCUUAUCUUGUGGAUUCGCUUAUUGAAACUAAUCAAAUGAUGAAAGACUGGGAAUGUAUGACUGAUCUACUAUUGGAGGAAGCGGGGCCAGAAGAAGAAGCUCUUGAUAAUCAAAAAGAAACAUCAUUGAUUGAGCUGAUGGUCUGUUGUAUUAAACAAGCGGCAACUGGUGAAGCUCCAGUUGGACGUGGACCUACGCGUAAAAUUUUAUCUACUAAAGAACAAAAACAGGUUCAAGAUGAUAAACAAAAAUUAACAGAACAUUUUAUUGUUACGCUUCCGCUUUUGCUUGAUAAGUACAGCGCUGAUCCGGAAAAAUUAGCGAAUUUAUUGUCCGUACCUCAGUAUUUUGAUCUUGAUAUUUAUACUAAAUCCCGACAGGAGAAAAAUCUUGAAACAUUGCUUGAAAAAAUUCAUGUGAUUGUUGAAAAAACGCAUGACAAUGAUGUUUUGGAUACUGCUGCUAAAACUUUAGAGCACAUGUGCGUUGAAGGCAAUGCAAUAUUUACUAAAUGUGAUAUUUCACGGUCAACACUCAUUGAUACUAUUGUUAAUAGAUAUAAUGAAGUGAUUGAUGAUUAUAGAAAUUUAAUAGAAGGCGCUGAAAUUCCAAAUGAAGAUGAGAUCUUUGAUGUUGUGCAUUCUUUGAAAAAAAUUGCUAUUUUUUACAGUUGUCAUAAUAUGAAUGGUAAAAAAAUUUGGAAUUCACUUUAUCGUGAUAUUGAGGACGCAAAAGAUGUAUCUAAAAAUUUUCCUGAAGAAGCUGGAAAGUACGCGAUUAGCGCGUGUUUUUUUGCUAUUCUUUGGGGCCAAAAUCAACUUAUGGAAGCUGGUGACAUGGGUAAGCGCGGCGAGGAAGAAGCUGCGCAAUUACACGACCAGCUGAUGGCUUUCAUGGACUCUAUGCGUUAUUUUGUUGCUGGUGAGGGCAAUCGUGUAGCUAUUUUACGUGAAGAAGCAUACAAUACUAUUUGUGAUAUGCUCGUUAUGUUUUGUUCUCAAUUAACAUCUCAAGCAAAUGUUUUGCUGCAUCAGCUUGUCUACGAAGCGGAUCCUAUUAUGCAAAAUAUGCUCAAUCAAUUUAUUCAAGAGUACGUUUUUGUUGAAGAAGAAGAUGAUGAGCAUGAUGAACAUUCUAAAAUUGAAGAGCUUCAUAAAAGAAGAAAUUUUCUUGCUGGUUAUUGUAAACUUAUAGUGUAUAAUAUAAUUCCUACUAACGCUGCCGCGGAUGUUUUUAAACAUUAUGUAAAAUACUACAACGAUUAUGGUGAUAUUAUCAAAACAACGUUGGGCAAAGCACGAGAUAUUAAUAAGACUACUUGUGCAUUGACAAUGCAAUUGAGUUUGAAUACUCUUUACAACGAAAUCUUAGCUGAAAAGGAUAAAGUCAAUAAAAAUAGUGAAGAGUUUACCGCUAUUAAAGAACUUGCUAAAAGAUUUGCUCUGUCAUUUGGGCUUGAUGCGAUUAAAAAUCGUGAAGCUAUUACGGCUUUACAUCGAGCUGGAGUUUUCUUUGCUAUCACACCACCGGAUGGUGUUGAAUUGGAUCCUACAGGACCACCACCGAAUCUUCCGUAUCUUGAAAUUCUUGCUGAAUUUACAAAUAAAUUGUUGAAACAAGAUAAACGUCUAGUAUUGAAUUUCUUGGAUAAAAGAUUACCUGCUGGAAUGCCUUCCUCACGUGGAGAAGACUGGCAGCCACUUUUAUUAUACCGAAACAGUUUAUUGCACGGAGAAACAGAUCAGGUACCUGUAACGAGUAAGCGAGCUUAUACAAGACGUAAAAAGGAUCAGUUAGCAGAAGAAGAAGAACCAGAAGAAGCUGAUGAUGUUUCAGAUCAUGAAUUCGUGGGCAAGCAGAAAAAGAAAAGGCAGCCUAAAAAAUCUCCACUCAGCAUUACAAAAACUACUAUUUCAAAAACAAAAGCAGCUAGCUUUUUUGAUAAUAGUGAUAUACCUCCAGUUACUCCAGCCUCACCGAUACCAACGAUUGAAGACACUGCUAGUCCGUCACAAGAUGUUGAUGACAGAUUUAAAACAUUGCAAAUACAAAAUAGAGCAGGACGACGCAGUCAGGACCAACAAGAGCCACGAGAACUUCGAAGAACGGCCAGAAAUUCUGGAAGAUAUGCGCCAGGUCAAUACAUGGAAUCUGAUUCCGAGUAG